Messenger RNA from Pestalotiopsis fici W106-1, 987 nucleotides. RefSeq lists its product as uncharacterized. Bases 1 to 987 code for a protein of 328 amino acids. NCBI's taxonomy places the organism in Eukaryota, Fungi, Ascomycota, Sordariomycetes, Amphisphaeriales, Sporocadaceae. The transcript has a single exon. The record is from RefSeq and is a predicted model, not a curated record.
AUGUCAGACUUCCCACUCCCCCCUCGGCCAGCAACACCUCAGGUCCUAGUCCACCGACUUCCUGACAAGAUUGAAGACUCUGACAACUCACGCAAGCCUGAGAAAUAUGUUGUCCUCAUCUCAGGCUCCACGAACGCACCGGGGAAGGUCCAGAUUGCACGGGAGGUAUCUGCCGCCUUGUCUUGUGCUUUCUAUCUUGGCGACAGCAUGCACGAGUCUGCCGCCAAAGCUGCAAGUGUUGGGUUCAACCGCCAGAUGCCCACGACUGGAAUGAGUAGUGAUGCUGGUGCAGUCGAAUCACCGACACCAUUGGGUCCAAACGAAGCACGCUAUCAGCGCAUGUGGCUAUCCAAGAUGACUCGCACUGGGCUUCUCUUUCCCGAGAAGUCUCGAGCGGCAGGUGAGGGCUUCUCGGGUUUUGGAGGCGCUUCGUCUACUUCAACGAGUCGCAGAGGUUCUGCAAGCUCAGUCGCUUCCGUCUCGUCAAGCGCAGCACCGGGAUCCAGCAUUGCGAGCAGCCGACGCGAGUCCACGAGCUUUGCACACUCAGGACCCCCAGCUUCAAGCACCUUUUCAUCAGAGGGUCCCGUAGCUAACCUCCAUACGUCAAUCCCACCGUCCGAGAAGGAGCGUCGUCGACUUGCUAAUCCCGUGCUCAUGGUGCUUACACACCCAGAGCUGGAACAGUGGCACCGAGACGCCAUUAGAAAAGCCGUCAAGGACUACAGCAUUGGCAUCAUCUUUGUGCCCCUUGAACGUGGCUCUGAUGAAGGUGGUGAUGAGGAAGAACUGCCUAUUCUUCGACCGCUCGACCCAACAACCAUGACCAGUUUCCCGACUUCUUUUAGAGCCUUUGCCAGCAACGCACGCCGGGUACCUAGCCUAGAUGAAGAAUUGAAGCUUAACAUCGACAUAGAAAAUGAUAUGGAGGGGCAGAUAGCUGAGAUCACCGAGUCGGUACGAGACAUGAUUAAUAUUGAGGUUUAA